AUGGCGAUCAAGCCCAUCACCGGCAUGCUUCGCAACCGCCUCAUCGUCAACCUGAGCGUUGCCCUUGGCGUUGGAGUCGUCUUUGGCGAACUCUUCUGGCGCGGCUACCACCUGCCGCGGACUGUGGCCCGCGACAACUACUACAAGGCGCUGGAGGAGAAGCGUGCCGAGAGGGCGGGCGUUUGA
This is a messenger RNA of Lasiosphaeria miniovina, 186 nucleotides long. RefSeq lists its product as uncharacterized. NCBI's taxonomy places the organism in Eukaryota, Fungi, Ascomycota, Sordariomycetes, Sordariales, Lasiosphaeriaceae. The record is from RefSeq and is a predicted model, not a curated record. The coding region runs from base 1 to 186 and encodes 61 amino acids. Gene Ontology annotation, biological process: mitochondrial electron transport, cytochrome c to oxygen. Gene Ontology annotation, molecular function: cytochrome-c oxidase activity. The transcript has 4 exons.